AGGGGCGGUAUAAAGGCACUGGGUUUCUCCCCAACUGCUUGUCACACUGACCUGCACCAUCUCUCGAUCGCUUGUGGGCUUUCUAUCAACUAGUCCUGGAGGGAAGAAAACUCGUAGGAGAAUAACAUCUUCUUGUAGCCAUGCCAGAACCAACCAAGAAAGAGGAAAAUGAAGUCCAAGCCCCAGCCCCCGCCCCACCCCCGGAAGAACCAAAUAAAGAGAAGGAGGCCGGAAAGGGACCCGCAAAAGAUGAAGAGGAAGUCUCCCCGCCUAGCGCCUUGCCUCCAGGUUUGGGUAGUCGGGCCCUGGAAAGAAAAGAUUCAGAAUGGUCUCUUGGGGAGUCACCUGCUGGGGACGAACAGGACAAGCAGAACAAUUCUCAGCUGUCCACCCUCUUGAUUGAAAAACCUCAGUCAGGAACAGUGAAAGUGGGUGAAGAUAUCACCUUUAUAGCCAAAGUCAAGGCUGAAGAUCUUCUGAGGAAACCGACUAUCAAGUGGUUUAAAGGGAAAUGGAUGGAUCUGGCCAGCAAAGCAGGGAAGCACCUCCAGCUGAAGGAAACCUUUGAAAGGCAUUCUCGGGUGUACACGUUUGAGAUGCAGAUUAUCAAGGCCAAAGAGAACUUUGCAGGGAACUACAGAUGCGAGGUCACCUACAAGGAUAAGUUUGACAGCUGCUCUUUCGAUCUUGAAGUGCGGGAAUCCACUGGGACUACUCCAAGCAUUGACAUCAGAUCUGCUUUCAAGAGAAGUGGAGAAGGUCAAGAGGAUGCAGGGGAACUUGACUUUAGUGGUCUCCUGAAACGUAGGGAGGUGAAGCAGCAGGAGGAAGAACCCGAGAUAGACGUGUGGGAGCUGCUGAAGAGCGCCAAACCCAGCGAGUACGAGAAGAUCGCCUUCCAGUAUGGGAUCACCGACCUGCGCGGGAUGCUCAAGCGGCUCAAGCGCAUGCGCAGAGUGGAGAAGAAGAGCGCAGCUUUUGCAAAAAUUCUUGAUCCUGCGUAUCAGGUUGAUAAAGGAGGCAGAGUGAGGUUUGUUGUGGAACUGGCAGAUCCGAAGCUGGAGGUGAAAUGGUAUAAAAAUGGGCAAGAAAUUCGACCCAGUACAAAAUACAUCUUUGAACACAAAGGUUGUGAAAGAAUCAUGUUUAUCAAUAACUGUGCGCUGACAGAUGAUUCAGAGUAUUAUGUGACAGCGGGAGAUGAGAAGUGUUCCACUGAGCUCUUUGUAAGAGAGCCUCCAAUUAUGGUGACCAAACAGCUGGAAGAUACAAAUGCUUAUUGUGGGGAGAGAGUGGAAUUAGAAUGUGAAGUGUCUGAAGACGAUGCCAAUGUAAAAUGGUUUAAGAAUGGCGAAGAGAUCAUCCCUGGGCCAAAAUCAAGAUACCGAAUUAGAUGUGAGGGCAAAAAACACUUUCUGAUCAUUGAAGGAGCGACAAAAGCUGACUCGGCAGAAUACUCGGUGAUGACGACGGGAGGACAGUCUUCUGCUAAGCUUAGUGUGGACUUGAAACCUCUGAAGAUUAUGACACCUCUGACGGAUCAGACUGUAAAUAUUGGAAAAGAAAUCUGCUUGAAGUGUGAAAUCUCUGAACAUGUACCAGGAAAAUGGACGAAAAAUGGCCUGCCUAUUCAGGAGAGUGACCGUGUGAAGAUUUAUCACAAGGGAAGAAUCCACAAGUUAGUGAUAUCCAGUGCUCUCACAGAAGAUGAAGGUGACUAUGUAUUCACACCUGAUGCCUACAAUACUCCUAUGUCUGCCAAAGUUCAUGUUGUUGAUCCUCCUAAGAUCAUCCUGGACGGUCUUGAUGCUGACAAUACAGUGACAGUGAUUGCAGGAAACAAACUUCGGCUUGAGAUCCCCAUCUCUGGAGAACCACCUCCCAAAGCCAUCUGGAGCAGAGCAGAUAAGGCUAUUCCAGAGGGCAGUGGCCGGAUAAGGGCUGAAUCUUACCCCGAUAGCAGCACACUGGUCAUUGACGUGGCGGAAAGAGAUGAUUCUGGUGUUUAUAACAUACAUCUGAAAAAUGAGGCUGGAGAAGCGCGUGCGAGCAUCAAGAUUAAAGUUGUGGACAUCCCUGAUCCUCCAGUGGCACCAAACCUGACGGAGGUGGGAGAUGAUUGGUGCAUCAUGAACUGGGAGCCUCCUGCCUACGAUGGAGGGUCUCCAAUCUUAGGAUACUUUAUCGAAAGGAAAAAGAAACAGAGCUCCAGGUGGAUGAGGCUGAAUUUUGAACUCUGCAAAGAAACAACUUUUGAGCCCAAGAAGAUGAUUGAAGGCGUGGCCUACGAGGUCCGCAUCUUCGCAGUCAAUGCUGUCGGUGUCUCUAAGCCCAGUAUGCCCUCCAAACCUUUUGUUCCUUUGGCUGUAACCAGCCCUCCUACUCUUCUGACCGUUGACUCUGUCACCGACACAACUGUCACCAUGAAGUGGCGGCCCCCAGACCAGAUUGGUGCAGCAGGUUUAGAUGGCUAUGUGCUAGAGUAUUGCUUUGAAGGAACUGAGGACUGGAUAACUGCAAACACGGACCUGAUCGACAAGACCAAGUUCACUAUCACUGGACUGCCGAUGGAUUCAAAGAUCUUUGUGCGGGUGAAGGCUAUCAACGCGGCCGGUGCCAGCGAGCCCAAAUACUACUCCCAGCCCAUUCUCGUGAAGGAAAUCAUAGAGGCUCCCAAGAUUCGUGUCCCGAGGCACCUGAAGCAAACCUAUAUCCGCAGAGUUGGAGAAGCAGUCAAUCUGGUUAUACCGUUCCAGGGAAAACCGAGACCAGAAUUAACUUGGAAGAAGGAUGGUGCAGAAAUUGAUAAGAAUCAAAUAAACAUUCGCAACUCUGAGACGGACACGAUCAUAUUUAUCAGGAAAGCAGAGAGAAGCCACUCUGGGAAAUACGACCUGGAGGUCAAAGUGGACAAAUAUGUGGACAGCGCAUUGAUCGACAUCCAGAUCGUGGACCGUCCGGGUCCACCCCAAGUUGUGAAGAUUGACGAUGUCUGGGGAGAGAACGUCGCUCUGUCAUGGACACCACCCAAGGAUGACGGAAAUGCUGCCAUCACAGGGUACACCAUCCAGAAGGCUGACAAGAAGAGCAUGGAAUGGUUCACCGUAAUUGAGCAUUAUCACCGAACCAAUGCCACCAUCACUGAACUGGUCAUUGGGAAUGAAUAUUAUUUCCGGGUCUUUGCUGAAAACAUGUGCGGCCUCAGUGAGGAUGCGACGAUGACUAAAGAGAGCGCCGUGAUUGCCAAGGACGGUAAAGUCUACAAAAAUCCGGUGUAUGAAGACUUUGAUUUUACAGAGGCACCCAUGUUUACCCAGCCUUUGGUUAACACCUAUGCUAUAGCUGGCUACAACGCCACCCUGAACUGCAGUGUGCGAGGAAACCCUAAGCCUAAAAUAACCUGGAUGAAAAACAAAGUUGCCAUUGUGGAUGACCCAAGAUACAGGAUGUUCAGCAACCAGGGGGUCUGUACUCUGGAGAUUCGCAAGCCCAGCCCCUAUGAUGGGGGCACUUACUGCUGCAAAGCCGUCAAUGAGCUUGGGACAGUGGAGAUAGAAUGCAAACUGGAGGUGAAAGUUGUAGCACAGUAAGGAUGUUUGAAUGUAUAUUGUCACCCAAGGUGGGCUCUCCUUCUGCAGGCUCCUCUUACAAGGUGUGCCUCCAAACAUAAUUGAUUCGUAUUUGCGAGACUUGCACUCAAGCAAUCCUGAGGAAUUCUGAGGGCCUGGCUCUGCUUCUCUGCCCUCCGCUGCUUUCAAAUCUGGUUGAAAAGAGAAAGCAUUUUCUGUUUUUCCACCGGGCCCCCAAGUGUGAUCAUUUUCUUUCCUCCUAAUGUUAAAGAGAGAAAAAAAAAAAUGUUUGCACAGAUUGCUUAAUUAAAAAUUGCAAAACCAGUCUUACUUGAAGUCA
This is a messenger RNA of Otolemur garnettii (small-eared galago), 3909 nucleotides long. It is a transcript of the gene MYBPC1, whose product is annotated as myosin binding protein C, slow type. The record is from RefSeq and is a predicted model, not a curated record. The coding region runs from base 141 to 3590 and encodes 1149 amino acids. The transcript is spliced from 31 exons. NCBI's taxonomy places the organism in Eukaryota, Metazoa, Chordata, Mammalia, Primates, Galagidae. Gene Ontology annotation, molecular function: protein binding.